Helobdella robusta is the source of this 901-nucleotide messenger RNA. RefSeq lists its product as hypothetical. The record is from RefSeq and is a predicted model, not a curated record. The coding region runs from base 1 to 825 and encodes 274 amino acids. Gene Ontology annotation, biological process: clathrin-dependent synaptic vesicle endocytosis; endosomal transport. Gene Ontology annotation, molecular function: protein binding; molecular adaptor activity; calcium ion binding. NCBI's taxonomy places the organism in Eukaryota, Metazoa, Annelida, Clitellata, Rhynchobdellida, Glossiphoniidae. The transcript is spliced from 6 exons. Gene Ontology annotation, cellular component: clathrin-coated pit; cytoplasm; intracellular vesicle.
AUGUGGGUUAUAACACCAGAGGAAAAAGCAAAGAAUGAUAAUCAAUUUUACAUGAUGAAUCCUGUUGCUGGCUAUCUAACAGGUGAACAAGUGAAAUCAUUCUUCCUCCAGUCAGGACUACCUCAACCAGUUUUAGGCAAAAUAUGGUCAUUGUCAGACUUGACUUCAGAUGGAAAAAUGGACAAAAGAGAGUUCUCAAUAGCAAUGCAUUUAAUAAAGAAAGCACUGCUCGGUUUUGAGAUACCGCAUGUCCUUCCUCCUAACUUUCUGACUGAUGUUGCAGCAGGGUCUGUUUUCAAUCCUGGCAUAAUGAACGCCAACAUGGUUGGAGGCUUGUCUGCCACUCCAACACUGCCAUCAUCGUCAUCAUCGGGUGAGUGGAUCAUCACCCCAGGGCAGAGGUUGCGCUACAAACAGAUGUUCAACAACCAUGACUCACAACAUAAGGGCUACCUCACCGGCUUGGAAGCCAAAAGUUUGCUGUCCCAAUCAGGUCUCACCCAUACAAUACUUGCCCAGAUAUGGUGUUUGGCAGACAUAGACACAGAUGGCAACUUAUCUCCAGAUGAGUUUUGUGUAGCAAUGUAUCUUAUUGACCAAGCUAAAUCUGGAUUUCCUGUGCCUGCAACGUUGCCCGUGGAUUUGGUGCCUCCAUCGUACAGGAGAACCAGGAGGAUGAGUGAGAAUGUUCACUUGCCUCAAGUCAGCUCCAUGCCUGGACUUUCUUCUUCUGCCGGUCGUUUGUUUCAAUUAUCUAAAUUAAUUACACGCGAAACAUCGCUUACAAAGUGGCUUCUUGUAUUUAACUUUCACUCACUUAUUUGAUUUCCUUAUUGUUGCCCAUGCUGCUUGUUUUGUAAAAAUGUAAAAAAGUUACAUAAUUCUUUUUUUGCAACAAUUU